AUGAUCGUAAAAGUGAUUCUUUUUCUAUUCUCGCUAACGGAAUGUACACGUGGUUGUAAUUAUGCUUCCUCGCUGUGUGGGGCAUUCAUCGUGUACACAAGCAAAAAUCUGGAUCGUCCCGAUGCCAUUCUUACACCCAAUAGCGACCAUUAUGCGAUUGGCGAAUGUGCACCGACUUAUAUCAUAGUGAAACUAUGCAAUGAGGUCAAGAUUAACUGCGUAGAACUGCAAAACAAAGAAUAUCUGAGUUCUUUUCCUCGUCAAAUUAAGUUGUCUACCUAUAUUGAUGGGAGUUGGGUGAGUUUGGGCUCAUUCAGCUGCAGGUUCACGAGAGGGCAACAGCUGUUCUACGUCAAAAAUGAUGUGUUCACCAGCAUAUUGCGGAUCGAUGUCCUAAACUUUCAGGGAAAACAUUCGCUAUUUACCCUGACGAGCCUGAAGGUGUAUGGCUCGACCAUUCUAGAGAACCUCAAUGUCAACAACCUGACGUACAGCAGGGCCAUCAAUUUUAAUAACAAACUGCCCCAUUACGAGAAUAAAAACGAUAUUGAGGACAUAAUGAGGAGCAUUAGGGUGGUGAAGAUGCUGAUGGAAAAGUCUAAGAUUAUUUUUGCAGGCAUUCUUGGUUUUCUCAGUCUUGUGGUAUUUUACUUUGUUUUCAGAAAGUCUCUUCAACGCUGAAUGCAUC
Messenger RNA from Vavraia culicis subsp. floridensis, 688 nucleotides. RefSeq lists its product as uncharacterized. Gene Ontology annotation, cellular component: membrane; cytoplasm. The transcript has a single exon. Gene Ontology annotation, biological process: protein folding in endoplasmic reticulum. Lineage: Eukaryota; Fungi; Microsporidia; Pleistophoridae. The record is from RefSeq and is a predicted model, not a curated record. The coding region runs from base 1 to 681 and encodes 226 amino acids.